Chara braunii is the source of this 3557-nucleotide messenger RNA. NCBI's taxonomy places the organism in Eukaryota, Viridiplantae, Streptophyta, Charophyceae, Charales, Characeae. The record is from the annotation of a GenBank genome assembly.
CGCGUGGAGAAGAUUGACAUCGACUGCGAGUCGGCGUGCGGUGCCUCUUUCGUUUCUUCGUCGAGCUGUUGGCGCGCCAAGUCUUCCGCUUGCCGUUCCAAUCACGAUGACGUCAACGGGUAUUCGCCGCGGCGGGCACGUGGCAGCCCUGUUGGUGUGCACGCUUGUUGCGCUGGCGGCUUGGGAGGCUGAAGCACGACCAGUCGCACCACCCCCUGCGCCCGUCUCUCUGCACGCUCUCUCUCGCGCUUGCGCCGCUUACACGGGCAACUGCAACCAGAGCGCAGCGUGCGCUGCAGCCAUCGCAAAGUAUAGAGAGCAGGUGUACAAGGUCGCCGAUUACUGCGACUGCGCGAACGCGAUUGGCGCCGACUUGAUUCAAGCGUAUCCGAAUGUGAGCGCGGCCGUGACCUACAUCUCGAACUGCAUGCCCGGAUGCAUCUACGGCCAGCAGUGCCCCUUCGUCGGCACUCUCGUCGCUGUUCUGAGCAACGGCGGCGGGCGGGGAGCGAUGAAAAACGCCGGCUUGUCAGGCGUGGCGGUGGUGAAGCUGAAUCUGGAGAAGGAGGAGGUCUGCUUCGACGUGACUGCGCCUAAGCUGACGGGCAACUAUAGCGCAAAGGGUCUGGAAGUGACAAUCAAGCAGGGCAGUCCGUUCGAGGGGGGGGCGAUUGCCCUCUCUCUGUCCAAGGCAACCCCCGGAGUUCUCUCUGGAUGCAUGAAGCCGGCCAACUUUGACGUGGCAAAGGACAUCGCCUACUCUCCGCACGAAUACUACGUGGAAGUUGCAAUGAAGUGUCUCUCCGUCGGAGCUCUGAGAGGGAGCCUCGGUACCUCUGCUGCGCUCAUGGCCGUCGUCUCUUCUCAGCCAUGCGGACCCGCCGCUCCCUCCUCCCCCAAGCCUGUCAAGAAGGGGUACGUGAGUCUGGUCCUAGACACCUUCCGUCUGUGCUACAAGCUCGGAGGCAUUGCUAACAACACCGCAAAGGAUGCUGCGUUGAUCAGGGGCGAUGUGUGCAAGAAUGCCGCCGCCGCUGCUGCUGCUGCUUCUGCUGCUCCAGCAGCUAUUGGGACAAAGAACUCCACCGUCGUUGCUCCGCUGUUUGGAGGAUCGACCACCAUAUCUCCGGCGAUGGCCGGAUGCGGGACGCCGGCGAAGCUCACCAUCCUCCAGAUCUUGGCAGAUCCGAGCUCCUUCUUUGCCAGCCUUAACGUCAGCGACGGCGCGGCUGCCUCCUCUCCCAUCCACAAGCUUGAAGGACGACUGCUUAGCAAAGUGUCCCUAACGACGACCGUCACGGCGGCUGACGUCGUCGUCGUGCCUUAUCGCAAAACGAAGAAGCCGAAGGGUACUACCGGUAGCAGUGAGGCUGCUGUCAAGGUCGAUCUGGUGAUCGGUGAAGGGUACGCGUGCUACUCCUUCAAACCGGGAAAGAGCUUUGAGCAAGUAACGGCAGCUUAUCUCCGGGCAGGCAAGGCGAAAACCGUCGGAGACAUUCUCGCUGUGCUCUUCCGUGAUGUCGCUAAACCUCCGACGACAGGAUGCGUCUGGCUCGACAGCGAAGUCAUCGCCGACAUGGCCGCUGACCCCUCCGCGUACUACGUCAGCAUCGCUACCAAGCACCGUCCCGUCGGAGCAGGACGCGGGCAGCUUCAGUACCCAGCAUAAGGGCAUUGACGUCAUCUCGAUUAUAUAAACAACCCUCCCUGCAUCCGAUUUCUACUAUUAUUUACUUAACCAUGUGCAUGCUUGCGUGCGCGUGUGCCUGUGUGUUUGUAUGUGUGAAUUUGUGUCUGGAGGUGGAAAUCGUCGAGUAAUUUGUUCACGAGUCUUAAGGAGUGUGUUUAUAUAUUUGAAUGUGUGUAUGUGUGUGUGUGUGUGUGUGUGUGUGUGUGUGUGUGUGUGUGUGUGUGUGUGUGUGAGAGAGAGAGAGAGAGAGAGAGAGAGAGAGAGCGUGCACCGGUUAUUGAUUCGUUAUUUGUGCAUAUCUGCGGUAUUUGUGCAUAUUCGUGCCACGUGUGCACCGGUUAUUGAUUCGUUAUUUGUGCAUAUCUGCGGUAUUUGUGCAUAUUCGUGCCACGUGUGCACCGGUUAUUGAUUCAUUUCUGUUUGAUGAGAUUGUCUAUUUUCUAGCACACGUGUUUUGGCAAUUGGAGGGGGACUUGUGCUGGAGGCGGAGAGUGAAGGGUACUGUCGAACCCUGCCGGUAUUUUUUGUGUGCGACAUGACAUUGUGCAGAUGGUCGAUGAACUAGUGACGGCUUUGUGUGAGAACUGUGAAAUUAUUCGUGAUUGUCCAAGGAGGAGGCUGAUCGCUGGCUAUGUGUGAGAACUGUGAAAUCAUUCCUGAUUGUCCAAGGAGGAGUCUGAUCGCUGGCUAUGUGUGAGAACUGUGAAAUUAUUCCUGAUUGUCUAAGGAGGAGGCUGAUCGCUGCUGCACGGUCCGGCUAUUCGGGAUUUUCUGACGAUGGUGGUAAUUGUUGUUCCCUCGAUCUAACCACGGUUUCAAUUGUUGUUCCCUCGAUCCAACGACGGUUUCAAUUCAGAGUCAGAUUCAGUUGCAGACGGAGUCAGCUCCUCUCUGACGUGAGGAGCUGGCGAUGUCAGGUGCACGUCGGCAUGAACCAUUUAAUGUUUGCGGAAAAUAUGAGGGAGGGAGAAGAGAACGGAGUAGAGAGGGAAGGAGGGUGGGAGGAAGAAAUGCUUCUCGACACAGUAGAGGUAGGGAAUGCCCCAGAGUUUGCGAAGUUAGCGCUCCUCUGUUCAGUGUUUUUGAUAUGAUGACUCGCGAAUUCAACUACGGUCUAUCUACCGUAGUCUUUUUGAUACGGCGUGACACAUUCUGACACGUGUUCUGACACGUUUACACACUAACAUGGGUUUCAAUAGGGUUGGUGGUCAAUUAGGGACGUCGAUCGAAAUCGAUCCUGUUUGAAAUCCACGGAACAAAAUGAAAGAGCACGAGAAAUCGACAUAGUACGAGAGGUUAGUACGAAACAAUGAGAGAGUAGAAGAGAAAUCGAAAGUUGGGUGGUUUUGAUCUUUGCGCUGUUCAAUGGGAUACGUACAGAGAUUCGAUCUUGCGACAGAUAAAUCGAUCGGAAGGGAGGACAGACAUAUGUAGAGACUCGAUUCAGUGGGUUGGAUCUGUCAAGUUUCUGUCGACUCUGGGGUUAUCUGGGGUCAUCGUCGAAAGGCAGUGCUGAUCGAUCGGAUGAGCUUGUGGGAUACGUAAAGAGAGAGAGAGAGAUUCGGACUUGAGACUAUGUAAUCAGAGCAUUGCUUGUUCGAAUCCACGACCAGUGGGGUGGAUCUGUCAAUUUUCUGUCGACUGGUCGUCUGGUGUUAUCUUCCAAAUUCAGUGUCCCGCACAACGACGCAUGGCACACAGGAUAUGUCUGCCAUUACCUAAGCUUGUAAGUAGGGGAGUUGGAAUGAUGACCAUUCCUCUCAUUCGUGAAGGACAAGAGGACCCGUCGACGAAGAUCUUAGUUAAGGGCGAUAAUGCUGAUGAGGAAGGGGUGAGUGUUUCUGCCGAACAAAAGAAAUGAGGAGGU